AGAGCGCGGCGCGGUCCCGCUAUGCUCGCGUUGAGCAGAGUCGAGGCGAAAGCGUCAAAACGCGCCAGGACUUGGAGGGGAGCUUCCCGCUGGAGUAACAAAACAAAAAAAACAAAAAAGAUAAAUGCGUGUCGACAUUGCCUUAAUGGCAUGGGAAUCCGUUACUGUGAGAGCAAAGAGAGGACAAUGAAAGCCGAGAUCGCUUCGCAAGAAGGUUAUUCCCUAAAAACAUAAGCUUUGAGCAGAAUACCAGGAUAUUUGGAGUACACAGACUACAACUGCAAGUGAAGACCCGGAGACGGUCAAAGAUACUCCCGGCUUAUUAAUAUUAUUCUUAUUCUAUUCUUAUUCUAAGCAAGACAUGGGGAGAUUUUAACCUCGGCGAAGCAGCACUGGGUGGAAGAUCUGACAAGCGCACCGGGAGGAAAGUGAGCGAGGAUCCGCAUCACUGUGGCUGUUUUUCAUCAUUUGUAAGCUGGUGGGCUUCUAUAUCACAGCUGAUGACUGUCCCUCCGGAGGCUGGAUUACAGGGGUUAGCGGCAAGCCGGCGCGUUUGCUGAAGGGCGUGCCCCAGCUUGUAUGUUGGUCACCUACGCUCGCUCUUGCUCACAGGGAUCAUGUGGCUUUGUCCAAGGAGAAAUCGUUUCCCCUUGCAGAACUGGCACGGCGUCCACAAUUGCACCAAUUUCAGCGUGUCCUUGUGGGUUUUAAGCUUUUGUUGGUGCUUUGCGGCCCUGAGAAGUCAUACCUACCACCCCACUGUGAACACACAGUACGGGAAGCUCCGCGGCGUGAGGGUACCCCUGCCGAGUGAGAUCCUGGGGCCGGUCGACCAGUAUCUGGGGGUCCCCUACGCGGCUCCCCCCGUGGGAGAGAAGCGCUUCAUGCCCCCGGAACCCCCUUCUUCCUGGUCAGGGAUCAAGAACGCCACCCAUUUCGCCCCUGUCUGCCCCCAAAACAUUCACAAUGCCGUGCCAGAAAUCAUGAUGCCAAUAUGGUUCACCUUCAACCUGGAUAUAGUUACCACAUACAUACAGGAUCAGCACGAAGACUGUCUUUACCUAAACAUUUAUGUGCCAACGGAGGAUGUCAAAAGAAUAUCCAAGGAAUGUGCGAGGAAACCCAACAAGAAAAUAUGUAGAAAAGGAGGGGCCCAUGCAAAAAAACAGGGCGAAGAGUUGUCUGAAAACGACGGUGACGAAGAUGAAGACAUACGAGAUACCGGGGCCAAACCAGUGAUGGUCUACAUCCACGGAGGGUCCUACAUGGAGGGGACGGGCAACAUGAUCGAUGGGAGCGUCCUGGCCAGCUAUGGAAACGUCAUCGUUAUCACUCUCAACUAUCGAGUCGGCGUCCUCGGCUUCCUCAGCACAGGGGAUCAGGCUGCUAAAGGGAACUACGGGCUGCUGGACCAGAUCCAGGCUUUGAGGUGGAUCAGUGAGAACAUCGGCUUCUUCGGAGGAGAUUCCAACCGCAUUACCGUAUUUGGAUCUGGGAUCGGCGCUUCCUGUGUCAGUCUCCUCACCCUCUCCCAUCACUCUGAAGGUAGGGCACGUCAUUAAAACGGCGAAAAGGCUGUUCAACGGACUGUUUGAGCAAAGAAGCGUUCAUGUGUUGCUGUGAUUCCAAAAUAACACCUUAUUUAAUCUCACAUUUAAAUUUAAUUUUGAGCAAGCCAUGCUGCUGUGUUUUUUUUUGUUUUUUUAUCUACGUCUUCUUACCAGAAACAAGCAUGUUGGUUUAAUGUGUCUUUUUUAAGAAAGGGUGAAAAAGAACAUAGCUUCAUAAAGAGGAGGUAGCUAUAUUAAGGCAAAAAUGACGCACACAGUCUCUCACUGUCCUCUUUCUAAAGAGUGUUGUUUAUCUCUUGGUUACCUUAAUGGCUACCUCAUGAUGAUUUACAGCUCACAUUGGCCAUGACUUUA
This is a messenger RNA of Fundulus heteroclitus (mummichog), 1925 nucleotides long. RefSeq names its product neuroligin 3a (gene nlgn3a). Gene Ontology annotation, cellular component: postsynaptic specialization membrane; synapse; cell surface. Gene Ontology annotation, molecular function: neurexin family protein binding; signaling receptor activity. The transcript is spliced from 6 exons. NCBI's taxonomy places the organism in Eukaryota, Metazoa, Chordata, Actinopteri, Cyprinodontiformes, Fundulidae. Bases 618 to 1562 code for a protein of 314 amino acids. The record is from RefSeq and is a predicted model, not a curated record. Gene Ontology annotation, biological process: modulation of chemical synaptic transmission; postsynaptic membrane assembly; synaptic vesicle endocytosis.